Molecule: messenger RNA, 1240 nt
Organism: Hyla sarda
Lineage: Eukaryota; Metazoa; Chordata; Amphibia; Anura; Hylidae
Product: F-box only protein 6-like
Exons: 6
Coding region: 309-1070 (253 amino acids)
Biological process (GO): SCF-dependent proteasomal ubiquitin-dependent protein catabolic process; glycoprotein catabolic process
Cellular component (GO): SCF ubiquitin ligase complex; cytoplasm
Molecular function (GO): protein binding; ubiquitin protein ligase activity
Source: RefSeq, a predicted model, not a curated record
AGUGUUUAGAACACAAUGUUCCGGAUGCUGGGUCAGUGGAGUUCCCCUUUAAUUUUUUCCACCCUUUCUUUUAGUUUUUUUAGCACAAUAUUGGUGUUCACUGGGUUGUUGCAUUUAAAAAAAAAAAGGUCUGAGGUUUAUUGUGUUGGUAUAAACUGGUCGGAGGGUUUUUUUAGGUCUCGGUAGCGCUCUGACGUAUAGGAGGGCUGUACUUCCUUUUAUAUUUUAGGUUUCCUGUCCUUGGGGAGAAGUCCAUCUCUAUGGUUGUGCUGUCGUGACUACAAGGAAACAGAAUUACCGGCUGCAGGAUGAUGAACGCCGUCCCGGAGGGAGUCCUGCUGGAAAUCCUGUCCGCCGUUCCUGCGCCUGAUCUGAUCUGCCGCUGCCGACCGGUCUGUACGCUGUGGAGAAAUGUGAUUGACUCGUCCGCUUUAUGGAAGACGAAAUGUCAGCGGGACGGAUUUAUAUUGAGGCGAUGCAGACGGAUCCCACCGGACUGGAGGAUGUUCUACUUUCUACAUCUACGGAAGAAGAAUUUACUGAAAAACCCAAUUGCAGAAGAAAACUUCAAGUACUGGCAUAAAAAAGAAGAUGGAGGCGAUCAUUGGAAGGUGGAAACCCUCCCUGGCGCCCAUGGCCGGCCAUUCCCAGAUGAAAAAGUAAAGAAGUACUAUGUCACGUCUUAUCAUUGGUGUUUAAAGUCCCAGACUAUCAACCUGAAGAAAGAAGGAUACCCCAAUGAGUUCAUGGACAUUGUGCAACCCAACAUAAUCAUCAAGGACUGGUACUCAGCCAGACACGACUGUGGGAGCCAGUACACGAUUCACGUACAACUCUUGUCACAUGACAAGACCGUAAUAGCGGAGUUUAAGCCGGAUCCUGUUCGUAUAGAGCAGUGGAGCACCGCGGAGUGGGCCCAGAUUGAAUACACCUUCAGAAUGUACGGUCCUGGGGUUCGCUACAUCUAUUUUGAACAUGGAGGAUGUGACACCCAGUUUUGGGCCGGCUGGUACGGUAUAAGGGUGACAAACAGUAGCGUGACAAUCGAUCCCGGGGACCUCAGCACCUGAGUCCGGAGACAUCUAAACUUGUGCCGGAAACGUCACUUUUUUGAUCCCCAAUGCUAAAACGCUAUAAUCUACCUCUUGUCCAUCUGCUCUGCAAUUAAAGGGGCACUCCUGUGGAAACCUUUUUUUUUUUUUUUAAUCAGCUGAUGCCAGAAAGUUAAACGGAUUUGUAA